AUGGCAAAAGAGACAACUGGUUCCUCUAUAUCUGCUACUUCCCCUUUGGUGGGGCCCAAUUCUGAGUCCAUCACUGGACUGGAGACCACUGAAAUGGCAUCUCCACCUGGGGUCCCUUCUGUGACAUCAUAUCCGACAGAACUAACAAGCAAGGGUGGGGCUCUCCCUGUGGUGAUCAUCACCUCCAGCCCCAGGGGAGCAAGGUCAGUUUCAACCAUAAUGACUAGCCCAGAGAGGAAGUCCAGGGCCACAGGCAGCACCCAAGCACCAGGGACCUCUCCAUGGACUGUCACAGACACAGCUGUCCAGUCACAUGUCACUGGUUUGCCCAAAGUCAGUUCUACAGGGAGGACACUUUCCUCCUCAGCAGUGGCUACUGGAACAGCUGAACAACAAACAAGUGUAUCUGUGGGUGCGGCUUAUUCAUCUGCUAUCACACGGUCAGACAAGACAACUGGGAGUGAUCUGAUUCAUGGUGCAUCUCUAGAAGCCACAGACACAUUGCAUCUCACCUCCAGAGAACAAACCACAUCGGCAACUCUGACCUUUAAAAGCCAAGCCAUCACCAGCCCUACCAAUGAUGCUUCAGGAGGAAAAAUGAACUCUUCACCAUCUGGUGUAUUUCCUUCAAUGGGGUCUAAGACGCUGGUGGCCGUCACAAGUGUAAUGACUAGUGAGGCUGCCUCUAUGACUGAGCAACUGUCACAGACCUCAUUUCCUGCAGAAGCAAGCAUGAUGAGUACGACCACAGCCCCCCCUCCACGUGUCAUCACCACUAUCACCACUAUGGGAACCAACCCAGUCCUGACUACCACGUCCAACCCAGAGAGGAGAGAGAGCACCAUGGACAGCACCCUGGCUACAGAGACCAGCACAUCUGCCAUGGAGCAUCCUUCCACCUGGUCAUCCACAACUGCUUCUGCCCCAACAUCAGGCUCCUGGGCUAUGAAAGACAUAACUUCAAUUUUGAAAGUCACAGGUUCUCCCAAAACAACUUCUGCAAUGGGCACAACUUCAUCCUUAGCAUUAAGCACGGAAUCAGGCUCUUUAUCUACUCCCCAUGGCAUUAUGACUGUUACUGGAACCAGCCCAGCCAGCCCAUCUUCUCAUGCUUCAGCUGAGGAUAUGAGGUCCACAAAUAUGAGAACAUUGAUUCCUUCAGACACAACUGCAUCUAUGCCCAUUUCAACUUCUGGUAUCGAGAAGAUGAACACCUCACUUCCUGACAUUGUAGACACAAGUUGGACUACCAGUAAAAGAAAUACGGAAGUUCUGCCUGAUUCAAUGGCUUUCACUGACCAUCCAAAUACAAACACUGACCCCAAUAUCCUCCUAUCCGUUUCACUGCCUGAUUCUCUGCCCACACAUGACUGGACUACUGGGAAACCUGUGUCACCAGCCACAACCACUACCUCCACUCCUCAAGGGGACACAACUCAAAAAUUCAAUGUAAUGAACACGAUCAGACCAACUACCUCAUACAUACCAUUCUUUACAAGGGGAACAGGUAUAGCCCCUUCGCUAGGUUACACUCCUACAAAUGAAGAGAGAAGAACAGAGAAAUACACCAAUGACAAAAUAUCUACCCCAACACUUCCUCAGUCCAUGAGGUCAUCAGAUACCACCAGGGGCCGUAUAAUGAAAGUUGUGACAAAUGGUGAAAAACUAACCAUGAGUGAACAGAAUGGUACUACUAGGACUACAUCUGAGGGCACACUAGCCUUGGGUACCUCAGCCAUAGCAUCAAGGGCAGAGAUGCACUCGGCUGCGACUCAGGGUUCUAGACACUCAGAGACGACCACUAGCAUGGACAGACAUUCAGAGGAUAUGUCACACCCAAGCCCUUCCUCUGAGCAGGACAUCAGCUCUCCAUCUUCCCUGGUGCCUUUAUCUUCCAUGACCUCAUCCUCUACAGUGUCCCCCACACUGCCAACUAGUAAUCCUCCUUCUCUUGCACCUGUCACAUCACCUCUCACCCAUGGCCUGCUGAGAACCCACAGCACUUGGGACACAAGCUUGGAAGGUGCGAUCAGUUCACCCUCAGGUCUGAGUAAAACCUCAGUAGAUAUUCAGGCCUCAUCUGAAGACUCUACUGAUACAGAGGCCACUCAACUUCCCCAAAACACAGCAGUGCCCUACGUAGGGACCCUCAGUUCUGCAUGGGAAUCUAACCCCUUGGCCCCAGCAGGCUUACAGCCAGCCACGGGCACAUCUCAAGUCAAGACCUCCUCCAUUGGUGGGGAUGCCAUGGCUUCCACAAAAGGGUCGGGCCUCUCUGGAACCACGGAGACUGAGACACCAUCAAAGAUGUCCCUGGCCCUGGACCCAUGGGAAACCAACACGUUCCAGCACACCAGCUCAGCCACGGAGGAAAUCACUGUCCCUUCCAAGGUGUCCACUGGUACUAAUACUGAGGCCACCAGGACAGACGUCAUGUUCUUUAGCAGGGCAUCCACCCCGGGCCCUGUUCAGCACACAAUGUCACCAGACUUCCCCACAGAAUUCCACACCAGGCUCUCUCUUUCCCCCGUCAUGACAGAAUCUGAACCUAUAACCAUGGACACUAUAAACAUUCCCUUAGAGACUAUACCGCAAGGAACCUUAGUCUGGGAUAUAUCAGCCACAGCAUCAGGGGCACAGACACACUCAGCCAUGACUCAGGGUUCUCCACGACCAGAGAUGACCACUAGCGGGGACAGAGGUCCUGAAGAUGAGUCACCCGCCAGCUCUUACUCUGAGCAGGACAUCAGCUCUCCAUCUUCCCAGGUGCCUUCUUUACAAGUUAUGUCCUUGACUUCUGCAGUAUCCCCCACACUGCCAGCCAGUAGUUUUUUUCCUUCAGACUCUGUCACCGCACCUCUCACCACUGGCCAGCCGAGGACCCACAUCACAUGGGGUACAAGCUCAGAAGGUGUGAACAGUUCACCCUCAGGUCUGAGUCAGGCCUCACUCGAUGUAUGGGCCCCAUCUGAAGUCUCUACCACUACAGAAGCUAUUCACCCUUCUGAAAACACAGCAGUGACCCACAUGGGGACCCUCAGUACUGCAUGGGAAGCC
Panthera uncia (snow leopard) is the source of this 3057-nucleotide messenger RNA. RefSeq names its product mucin-16-like. Lineage: Eukaryota; Metazoa; Chordata; Mammalia; Carnivora; Felidae. The record is from RefSeq and is a predicted model, not a curated record. The transcript has a single exon. The annotation marks the transcript as partial.